Thermothelomyces thermophilus ATCC 42464 is the source of this 168-nucleotide messenger RNA. RefSeq lists its product as uncharacterized. NCBI's taxonomy places the organism in Eukaryota, Fungi, Ascomycota, Sordariomycetes, Sordariales, Chaetomiaceae. The transcript has a single exon. The annotation marks the transcript as partial. The record is from RefSeq and is a predicted model, not a curated record.
UAUCCUGACAAUAUACUUAUCUUCUCUAAGACGAUAGACAAAUACCGAAAGUAUAUAAAAGCAAUGCUAGGUACGCUAUAUAUAUACAAACUAUCAAUUAACAAAGGAAAGAGCGAAUUCUAUAUUAGGAAAACGGUAUUUUUGGGAUAUAAAAUAUCUCUAAGAUAA